Messenger RNA from Heteronotia binoei (common prickly gecko), 1074 nucleotides. It is a transcript of the gene TRIB3, whose product is annotated as tribbles pseudokinase 3. The transcript is spliced from 3 exons. Gene Ontology annotation, biological process: regulation of MAP kinase activity; protein phosphorylation; positive regulation of proteasomal ubiquitin-dependent protein catabolic process. The record is from RefSeq and is a predicted model, not a curated record. Gene Ontology annotation, molecular function: ATP binding; mitogen-activated protein kinase kinase binding; protein kinase activity. Lineage: Eukaryota; Metazoa; Chordata; Lepidosauria; Squamata; Gekkonidae. The coding region runs from base 1 to 1074 and encodes 357 amino acids. Gene Ontology annotation, cellular component: nucleus.
AUGAGUCUCCUUGCAACGGAAUGUCUGGCAGCAGCUACUCUGCUGAAGAAACGGCUGGACUUCGACGACGCGCCCGAGGGCGACGGCCCGCAACGCAAGCGCCCGCGUCUGGGUCCCCUGCCAGGGCCGACCCCUUGCCUCCAGCCCUUGGCAAACCCCCCGCCGGCCCCAGAGCAGGACUUGGGGGUCUCCCAGAUCGGGCCGUACCUCCUCCUCGAGGCCACCGAAGGGGAACGCUGCUACAGAGCUGUGCGCAGAGACACGGAGGCGGAGUACACCUGCAAGGUUUACCCAGCCAAGAGCUACCCAGAGGUGACGGUUCCUUACGGAGUCCUCCCAACUCAUCCGAACAUUGCCCGGGUGGAGGAGGUGAUCCUUGGGGACCAGGAUGUUUACAUCUUCUUCCCGCCCAGCAGGGGCGACAUGCAUAACUACGUCCGAGGUCGCAAGCGCCUGGCCGAGCACGAGGCCGCCCCUCUCUUCCGACAGAUGGCGGAGGCGGUCGCCCACUGUCACCAGCACGGCGUCAUCCUGCGGGACCUCAAGUUGAGGAAGUUUGUCUUUGCCGACAGAGGCAGGUCCCGACUCAUGCUGGAGAACUUGGAGGACACCUACCUCUUGCCCGGACCGGACGAUUCCCUGGAGGAUAAGCACGGCUGCCCGGCCUACGUGGGCCCCGAGAUCCUCUGCAACACGGGCUCCUAUUCCGGGAAAGCCGCCGAUGUCUGGAGCUUGGGGGUGGUGCUCUACACCCUGCUGGUGGGCUGCUACCCCUUCCAGGACACGAAACCCGCCUCGCUCUUCGGCAAGAUCCGGCGGGGACGCUUUGUCCUCCCCGAGGGCCUGUCUCCCAAGGCUUGCUGCCUCAUCCGCUGCCUUCUCCGGAAGGACCCGGCCGAGAGGUUGACCGCUAGCGGCAUCCUGCUGCAUCCGUGGCUGGCGGAAGGUGGCGUCUCCGUGAGGUCUUGGAGCAGCCCCUUUGGAAACCGGGGGCUGGAGCAGGUGGUGCCGGAAGGGAGGAGGGUGUGGGACGUCAGCGGUGAGCCGGGAGAGGAGGAAGGCCUGUACAGCUGA